ACUAAAUCCAUUUGCUGCAUCGAGUUCCAACCACGCCUCUUCGCAUUACUAAAUCCAUUUGCUGGCGAGGAAAGGGAGAUAAGCAUGAGCACCGCCGAGAAACAGCCUGCGUCAACGGCUCCGGCCGAGGCUGUCUCCAUCGAGUCCACGUCGGCACCGGCCGACAAUGCCGGCACUCCGGCGGCUCCGGUCGCAACGGAGGCCCAAAAGGCGCCGGAAGCCACGGGAUUACCCGCGGACCGAGAGACAAAGGAAGACACUAUUGAAGCAGACCCAAUCGCCCAGCUGUGGACUCUCGCAAAGGCUGCCGGCCACCCAGAAAUCUGGGGAGUCACUCUUGCAGACCCCGAAAGCCACGUGCCCACGCGCAUCAUCUUACAGAAGUACCUCAACGCCAACGACGGCGACCUGGCCAAAGCCAGGGAACAGCUGACCAAGACGCUGGAAUGGCGCGCCAAGAUGAAGCCCCUGGAGCUCACCAAGAAGGUCUUCAGCAAGGCUAAAUUCGACGGCCUGGGCUACGUCACCAAGUACACCCAAGAAGCAUCCACCGAGCCAGCGGGCAAGGAGGUGUUUACCUGGAACAUCUACGGCGGCGUCAAGUCUGUUGACGAGACAUUUGGGAAGCUCGAGGAAUUUCUAGAGUGGAGAGUUGCGCUCAUGGAACUCGCGCUUCAAGAGCUGGACAUCUCGUCAGCCACCAAGCCCAUCACAGCUGACUACGACUCCUACAAGAUCUUUCAGGUCCACGACUACAAGUCCAUCAGUUUCCUGCGCCAAUCGCCCCAGGUCAAGGCCGCCAGCACGGAAACCAUCAAGGUCUUCGCGCAGAACUACCCUGAGCUGCUCAAGGAAAAGUUCUUUGUCAACGUCCCUGCCAUCAUGGGAUUCGUCUAUACGUUCAUGAAGCUUUUUGUGGCGCCCAAGACGAUAAAGAAGUUCCACCCAAUGUCGAAUGGCGGCAACCUCGCGCUAGAGUUUGGCGAGAGUAAAGUCCCGUGUCUUGGGGAGAAACUGCCUGCCAGAUAUGGAGGCAAGGGUGCUGCGCUAGAGGAGCAGGGUCAACAGACGCGGCUAAAGUGAAGGGUCGGCAGAAACCCGCCAAUAGACGGACCAUAUCAGCCAGUGUGUACAUUGACCACGGGGUCCAGGAUUUUUAUGUGACGGCACAGUCGGGUAACACGGGGCUUUCUGUAUCACUGGGCAUUGCAUUCUUAUGCCCGCUGUGUUCUGUUCAAGUUUGUUGACUGUAAACAUGCACGGGUCGGAGCUGCGCCCAACUAUAACUGGAGCCUCGGCUGUGCCCCAUGCUAAGUUCUGACUUUGAUGAGUCUCUGAGUCCCAAGCGUGUGUUUUUAUGUCCUGUUUCUAAUCAAGUGGCUUGCUGCUCGUUUGCCCCCGUAUCGAACGCUUGAGGGCGUUGUGCAGACCAAACCUGGGGUGAAGUGGAGGGAGAUCAGUCCCUG
Parathielavia appendiculata is the source of this 1466-nucleotide messenger RNA. Its product is annotated as CRAL/TRIO domain-containing protein. Gene Ontology annotation, biological process: regulation of exocytosis; Golgi to plasma membrane protein transport. Gene Ontology annotation, cellular component: cytosol; cortical endoplasmic reticulum; plasma membrane. The record is from RefSeq and is a predicted model, not a curated record. The coding region runs from base 85 to 1083 and encodes 332 amino acids. NCBI's taxonomy places the organism in Eukaryota, Fungi, Ascomycota, Sordariomycetes, Sordariales, Chaetomiaceae. The transcript has 2 exons. Gene Ontology annotation, molecular function: phosphatidylinositol transfer activity.